Molecule: messenger RNA, 1662 nt
Organism: Lodderomyces orthopsilosis Co 90-125
Lineage: Eukaryota; Fungi; Ascomycota; Pichiomycetes; Serinales; Debaryomycetaceae
Exons: 1
Coding region: 1-1662 (553 amino acids)
Source: RefSeq, a predicted model, not a curated record
AUGAUGAAAAGUGAUAUUCGGAGAUGUCGUCGAUGCAAGAGAAAGAGAUUGGAUGAUGAGCCUAUGGAGGUAAGGCAAUACAAAACAUGUGCCAAAUGUAGGAUUAUAGAGAGGAACAAAAAGAAUCUGCGUAAACCUCUAGCUAAGGAAACUAUGCUUUAUGGUUUGAAACAAUUUAGGGAGCAACAAUCUACUGAAAACUACAUUGAGGAAGAGGGAUUAUUAAAAGAUGAAUUUUUCAAACGAUAUCAUAAUAAGCCAUUCAAUUAUGAUGCGGAGAUUGCCAAGGUAUUGAAUGAUCCUAAUUACGAGCCUCCUGUCAUUUCUAAUCUCACAGAUGAAAUAAUAGAAACAUCUGAUGUAACGUCGCCAAAUGGAACUAGAUAUCAAAUGAGUAUUAGACGUGAUGAAACUGGUUCUCCAACGAGAACCAGAUUGCCUCGUGCAGAAAAGAUUAAAAAGCCAAGACAGCCAUACAAGAGAAAUACUGUACAAUAUAAUCAGGUACUUUCACAAGCCAAUGCACAUCAAAUACCACACCCUGUUGCUAAUGUUGUUGACCAGCCUAUUGUGGACCUAGUUGAUGAGAAGGAAGAACUUAUUGGCGAGAUAUUGGCAUUGGGUAACGGCUUCAAAGAGCACACGCCUGUGGAUAAUGCAAACCCAUAUAGAUUUGCGAAUGUUCAUUCCAAUUUUGAACAAUAUUUACAACGAAUACUUGAUUUAAAGUCUGCAAAAAAGAAUAUAACCAAUUUGGUAUUAUUAAAAGAGUUUAAGGAGUCCUUUCCUAAGGAGAUGUCGAGGUACCAUGCCGAUGCAUCUAUCGGUGAUCGCAAUUCAGAAGAGCUCACAUUAAAUGAGAGACAAUCGCGAAUGAACCUAUUGAGCAACUUGAAAGCUUUGUAUGUUGAUCCAAUUAUAGCUUCAACUUCAUUGCCAUUUGAGCAAAAGUCAAACAACUUACAUGACUUCAGUUAUCCAAGUGAGUUAAGAUGCUACUAUCAGUAUAAAGACAAACCAGAGGCGGACUCGAGCAAGGAUGAUCUCGUGAACUCUUCAAUCAAUCUCACUUAUAAUAAAAAAUACAACAUAUUGACCAUCAAAUUCAAUUUAGCUGCAAUUGACAGGACUAGUGGAUAUCCGGAUGAGCUUAAAGAGGCAGUUGUGGAUGCUUUGGAGAAGGUGAGCUCCAGUACCAGUGGUGAUUCCCCGGAUACGCCGGAGUUUGUAUUUAAAGAGUUGAAAAAAUGUCUAGAAACAUUCGACGAAAAGCUAAGGUCAUACAUAAACGGCUUGGAUUUAGAGAAAUUUAACAAAGUGUUUACUGCCAUCAAUGGCGAACUCACUGCAGAGGAUGUUGAUGAUAUGGAUGUUGAAGAAUUGGAAGAUGAACUUGUGGCAAGUGAAGACGAGGUCGACGAAGGUGCCGAAGACGGCGCAGAGGUCGAUGAAGAAGAUGACGAAGAUGAAGAAGAUGCAAUCGAUGAUGAAGAUACUGAUAAUGUCAAAAAUGGAAACACUAGCCAUGAGAGCUAUGGUAUGGAAGUAACGCAUGAAUUAAGGGACAAUGAGGCUGUGGGUGCAAACCAAAAGAAUGGCAUUUUUGACAAAUCAGGUUCUGAAGUUGCAGCUGAAACUUUGGAUCCAGUAUUGAAUCUGUGA